AAGAAAAAAAAAAAACAAAUAUAUAUUAACAAUUUAAAUACAAUAGUUAUUAAAAAAAUUUAUAUAAAAUCGGUAAUAAAUAUAUCAAAAUAAAAUUAUUAUUGCUAAAAAAAUUCAUAAAAGACUACUUCGUUUUUACAUUUCACAAAUUGCCCAAUGUACAAAAUCGAUACACAGAGUUAAUUCUACGCAACUACUCCCUUGUAAACUCAUUUAUUUUUCGUUGUUGCCGACUGUUGAUGCAAAACUAUGUGAACAUUUACUUAUUUAUAAAUGAAAAACAGGACUCAAUUUGACAAAUCUUUAAAAUUUCAAUAAAAAAUCUUUAAAUUACAUACACACGCUUACCAUACAUACAUAUAUGUUCGAGCACAUCUGUAUGUAUAAUGAAGUAGUUAAAAUAAAAAAUCUAGUAAAGAAACAGUAGGUCAGGGCAAACGUAUUAUUAAUCACAUUUUUUUCGUUUAUUAUUAGAAGAACUUAAUAGCCUAAAAAUGCAUGCAGUUGGUAUACAUUCCGCCAUGGCAAUAAAACGCCAACGUAAGAGGCGUGAUGAACAGAAACGUGCUAGAGAAAGACGUUACAGUACACAGAGUUCCGAAAGUGGAGAAACAUUUCAUUCUCCGAGUGGAUCAUUUCGACGUAAAUUUCAUCAAGCCCAUAAUUCUGUUAAGCCUGGACCAGGUCUGGAUAGUCAGGUUGUAACAAGUAUUGGAAUGCUGCACAUUGGUAUUGUGUUUAUUGUAUUCGGUUUAUUUUUGUGUGGAGCUGGAAUUAUACCUGAUGAAACGAUGUCCUGGAAUGUUUUCAGCUCAAGUUCGGCAUGGUGGAAUGAAGUGACAUGCACAGGAUUAUUUUCUUUGGGUUUGGGUUUAUUCUUGCUGAUAUUAAACUGUUUGAUAAGUCGAAAAGAGGAAGAAGAUCUAGAAGACUACGUACAGCGUCAACUUACUAGAUCACGAUCAGGACAUCGUUUGGAACGGGAUGUCGAAACUGGCGUCUUAACAACACGCCAUGCCCGAAAAGCAGUCGCCUUGCAAAAAAAUGUGCGAAAUGGUUCAACUACUGAUGUGGCUUUAGUAAAUAGUUCAGCAACAGACAAUGUACCAAAUGGAUCCAUAGUUGGACGUUUAAAUACUUCCGGUGAUAUUUUAUUAGAAAAAAUAGUGGAAGAAGACAACUCAUAUCUAAAUAAUGGUAGUGUUGGCGUUUCGCCAAUUGAAAUAGAAAACGAUACCAAACAGCUCCUACGAAGCGAAUCAAUAAAUGAAACAAUCAAUAUUACGAGAAUAUAAAAUUACGUACUCACCUAAUCUAAUAUUUAAUAUUACGAGUAUUCUUAAUGCAAUUUAUUAGGUAAUAAUUAUUAAUUUAUCUUUAUAUCUCCUUUCCUCCUAUCUCUCUCUAUUUCCCUUUUUUAUGCAAAACUUUAAUAAUAAUUGUAGUUUAAAGUGAAUAAAGUAAAAAACAAAAAUAUAUACAAUGUAUUUUUAGGAUAAGGACCAUUUUCUUGAUUUCUUAAGUAAUAGAUAAAAAAAUUAGAAACAAACGACCAUUACAUUAUUAAAAU
Lucilia cuprina (Australian sheep blowfly) is the source of this 1570-nucleotide messenger RNA. RefSeq lists its product as uncharacterized. The transcript is spliced from 5 exons. Lineage: Eukaryota; Metazoa; Arthropoda; Insecta; Diptera; Calliphoridae. The coding region runs from base 495 to 1295 and encodes 266 amino acids. The record is from RefSeq and is a predicted model, not a curated record.